AUGUUGCGCUCCGCAUUCACCAGUAUUUUACUUGCGACGUCUUCGGUCUUAGCAACAACUGCUACUGAUAUUCCCCCUCUUGAUGUCGUCCCCGAUACCUAUCUCAUUGAGCUCAAGAAGGGACAUCAGCUCCCGGAGCUGAUUGACUCUCUCAAGGGGCUAUGCGUUACAGUAAACAGCCUCGACCACAAGCUUUUCAAGGCCGUAUCAUGCAAGACAAACAGUACUACAGAAGGUCCGGUCAACAUCGAAAUGCUCAAAGGCAUUAGUGCUGCAGACAACGUGUCGCCCGUACAAACAGCGACGUUUCCGGUCAUGCCAAAGGGUGACUGGUCCGGUGCCAUCAUCGACAAGAACAUGCCAACACGGCGAGACCCUGCCACCUCUGAAAGCAAUGACGCGUAUGCGCCUCAUAUCAUGGCGCAAGUCGACCAGCUCCACGCUGAAGGAAUCAACGGGACUGGUAUCAAAGUCGCCAUCCUUGACUCGGGCAUUGACUACAACCAUUCAGAUCUUGGCGGCUGUUUCGGCCCUGGCUGCCUGGUAUCCUUCGGUGCGGACUUGAGCGGAGAUCCGCAUAGUGACAGCGACGCGCCAGAGAUUCCGAUGGAUUGCAUGGUACCCAAUGGACACGGAACUGGUGUUGCCGGCGUCUUGGCCGGCCGGACCAACGCCUUUGGGUUCGGUGGCGUUGCUCCAGGCGUCUCGGUCGGCUCAUAUAAAGUCAUCGACUGCCACGGUAAAGUUCGUACCGAUAGGGUGAUCGAGGCCAUCAACAAAGCCUUUGACGACGGCGCCGACAUUAUAUCCAUCACUUUCGAGCUCCCAAUCGCUUGGAGGUACUCACCCGUCGCCGUCGCCAUCUCCCGUGUCGUCCACUCCGGUACGAUGUGCAUCGUGACCGCCGGAAACUCGGGGGAGCUCGGUCCCUUCCACAGCCGCGCCCUUGCGAGCGCCAACGGGGCGAUAUCUGCUGCCUCCGUCAACAACGUUGUGACACCAGCGUUUGUACCGAGAUAUACAUUUUCAACAGAUAAUGGGCCGUCGUCUGUGUUUGAAUUUCAGUCCGGUCCCUACGGUGAAUGGACUGCCCAUCCGUCCUAUCAGCUCUGGUCGCCGAGUCUCGAGAAAGGGCACGACGCGUGUUCUGGGCUCCCGGAGGGAUCUGAUUUCAAGUUCAACAACAACACCGUGUUUCUUAUCACUGACAGCGGCAAAUGUUCCAUCGCAGACCAGGCUGCACAGAUUAAAAAAGCAAAAGGACGAUACGUUUUGGCUUAUAGCGAAGGCUCGAUCCUGGAGGAAAUGGAGUCACUGGCGUUUGGAACUGUGCCCAUCAGUGUAGGCAAAUCCUGGAUGAAAGCCCUCCUCCAAGGGAAGAGCCUCACGGUGACGCUAGAUCCCACACACGCCUUGAGGGUAGUGCCCAAUGAGGCGACUGGUGGUGCCAUUGAUAGCAAAAGCUCCUGGGGGCCCGACUGGGAGCUGAACAUCAAACCUCAAGUUGCCGCGCCUGGAAAAGACCUGCCGUUGGCUCGUGGCACCCGCGACCAUGCUCUCAUCGAGAGUCUACUGUCGUGUACCGCAAGACCCUUGAAAUACAAUGACGCCAGCCAGUUUUUCGACCAGCUAGCUCCUCCUGCGCAACAAGGGGCUGGACUGUUACAAGCUCACGCCGCAGUGCACACCCGUGCGAGGGUCAUGCCCCCUAGCAUUUCUUUCAAAGACCUCGACACGAACAGGCCGGCGCUACCGGUAGAAAUAACUAUCAUCAGCGAUGCCGAAGGCGAAGUCGAAUACACACUAGGUUAUACUCCCGCGAUUACAGUAUACACCAUGGAAAAGGAGUCGCUUCAGCCCGCGCAGUCCCCUACGCCCCUAGAGGUGGUGGAGGGCAGCCACAUGCAGAACACUGGGAGACUGGUCUUUAGUGAGGACACGGUCGAAAUACCCCCUGGUCAAUCCGCCACCAUCAAGGUUUGGGCCUCUCACCCGGAAGACCUUGAUGCAGAGCGCCUUCCGCUCUGGUCUGGUUAUAUCACCGUCAGCGGAUCCGACGGCUCAAGAAUGUCCAUCCCCUAUCAAGGCCUGGCGGGCUCCCUUCGCAAGCACCGUGUCCUGCAGGACGAGGAUGUCCUUGUCGGAACUGAAGUCAACUACACGUCCCCUAUAAGCAUCCGGCAAGCUACCCCCGAGCAUGUGUUUAGACUGCCAUUGGGACGUCCUGGCCGUGGAGAGGGGCCACUUAUUUACUUCUCGCCGAAAAUGGCGUUGAGACGUGUGACCAUUGACAUUGCGACACGCGAUGGUAAAGACGGUGUCCUGACAGUCUUUGGUCGACCUCGAGACUUUCAACUCAACUGGCUGGGGCCGGGGGCAGAUUAUGUAUGGAGAUGGAAUGGACGCCUUGAAGAUGGACGAAGGGCUCCCACGGGCACCUAUUAUAUCGUUGUCCGCGCGUUAAGGAUUUUCGUCGAUGCCAACGACGACGACGAUUAUGAUGUGGUAAAGAAGAGAGUGGCCAUUGCAUAUUAUUGA
This is a messenger RNA of Purpureocillium takamizusanense, 2538 nucleotides long. RefSeq lists its product as uncharacterized. The transcript has 3 exons. The coding region runs from base 1 to 2538 and encodes 845 amino acids. NCBI's taxonomy places the organism in Eukaryota, Fungi, Ascomycota, Sordariomycetes, Hypocreales, Ophiocordycipitaceae. Gene Ontology annotation, cellular component: cytosol; membrane; cell wall. The record is from RefSeq and is a predicted model, not a curated record. Gene Ontology annotation, biological process: proteolysis. Gene Ontology annotation, molecular function: serine-type endopeptidase activity; tripeptidyl-peptidase activity.